UACAACAACGAUUUAUAAGUUUACUUACACGGUUAAAAUAAUGAUUGCUUUUGCAACAACUACUUACCUGACAACUUGAUGCGUAAUUUACAUAAUAAAAAUGUUGAUUUAUUAAAAAUUUUGCCGGUUUAGAUAUUUUUUAUCAGUGUUAGUGCAGUGCCAAUGUUUGUUACAAGAUACGAUAAAAGAGAUAAUACAAUAAUUUUGGUCUUCAGUAGCGAUGUCUUUGGCAGGGAAAGGGAUAUUCAUAAUUGGUGCAAAACGUACGCCAUUUUGCAACUAUGGCGGCCCGCUAAGAGACGUACAAGCGUGCCAUCUUUUCGCAGCCGCAGCAAAGGAUGCAAUUCGUGCUGCCAAUAUUGAGGCUAGCGUAAUAGAUCAAACUGUCGUCGGCAAUGUUAAUUAUCUAAGUCAAUGUGAUGGAGGAAAGACUCCAAGAUAUUGCGGGAUUUAUUCCGGAUUACCCAUUGAGAGACCAGCCUUAGGCGUCAGCAAAGCCUGCGGUACUGGAAUCCAAGCCGUCAUUUCUGGUGCUGUGGAUAUUGUUUUCGGAACGUCCAAUGUCUGUUUAUCUGGAGGCACAGAGCAAAUGUCCUCGCUACCGAUGUUAGUCAGAAAAUUGCGAUUCGGAACUGCUCUUGGCGCUUCAUAUCAAUUCGAGGAUCAUAUACAGAGGGAGUUCUUGGACAGUCACACGGGGAGGUCGUUACAGAGAAUGGCCGAGGAGACGUCUAAGAAAUACGGCAUUGGAAGAAAGAAUGUUGACGAUUAUACUGUACAGAGUUACGAUAAAUGGAAAGAAGCAGUGAGAUCGAAACUGUUCAUUAACGAACUAACAAGCCUUAGUGUGAAGAUUAAAAAGAAAGAUGUUCUAGUUGAGGCAGACCAACCGUGCCAACUGGAUGUUAGCGUUGAAAGUUUAAACGCACUUCCUGCGUUAAUAGACAACGGGGAUGUUGUAACUGCCGGCAAUUCUGCUGCACCAGCGGAUGGCGCUGCUGCCCUAGUCCUCGCGAGCGAAGAAUCCGUUUUAACCCAAAACCUAAAACCCCUGGCAAGAUUGGUCGGGUGGACAACAGUCGGGGUAGACCCUCAGGACACUGCAGCAGGAGCUAUUGAAGCCGUGAGGAAGUUGUUGAUCCAACAUAAAUAUGGAGUCAACGAUGUAGAUUUAUUUGAGAUAAACGAAGUUUUCGCUUCACAAGCAUUAAUAGCUGCGAUCGAAUUAAAAUUGGACGUCUCAAAACUGAACGUGAAUGGCGGAGCUCUGGCUUUCGGAAAUCCGGUGGCCGCUACCGGGGCUAGGAUGAUCGUCCAUCUUGUUCAUGAACUAAGACGACGCAACUUGAAAAGGGCAGUCGCCGCUUCCAGCUGUGGGGGCGGACAAGGCGUGGCUGUACUGUUGGAGAAUACGGGAUAAUCGUCUACGGAAAUUCUCAGUCAACGUUACAUAAAUCAUACUAUUAGGUCCUUACAUAUGAAA
Molecule: messenger RNA, 1483 nt
Organism: Bombyx mandarina (wild silkworm)
Lineage: Eukaryota; Metazoa; Arthropoda; Insecta; Lepidoptera; Bombycidae
Product: 3-ketoacyl-CoA thiolase, mitochondrial
Biological process (GO): fatty acid beta-oxidation
Cellular component (GO): mitochondrion
Molecular function (GO): acetyl-CoA C-acetyltransferase activity
Source: RefSeq, a predicted model, not a curated record